GGGAGAGAGCCAGAAAGACUGAGAUAAGUUCAGCACCGCGGACAGCGCAUCGGAGCGCAGGACAGCAGAAAUCACUUCAGUGGAUUUCAGAUGCGCACUGUCAUGCCUCCCUGAACUGCUGGAGCCUGGACUCUGCGCUGCACCCAGUUGUUUCUGUGCAGGUUGGAAACUCGGCUGUUGUGUUUUUUUUUUCUUGGUGGGUUUUUAUUUUAGUCGCGAGUCGCUAAAUAAGGAGGCGGGAUAGCUCAGCGGCGGAGAUAAGUGCGCUCCCUCUGCAAGCGCAGGCCAGCCUGUUUAUCGGAGCGAUCCUUACAUCAUCUCUUUAUUGGAGAGACAGAGCGACGGACACACACACGCACACACACUGAGAGAGAGAGAGGAAGGGGGGAGAGAGAGGGAGAGAGAGAAAGAGAGAGAGAAAGGGAGGGAGUCCGUUCAGCCAGACUCCUCUCCGCCAGUCCUCAACUGCGAAGCGAGGCUGACGGACCAACUGGCGUUACCGUCACUCAGCUGAUCCCUCUCCCGGUUCUCCUGCGCCCGCACCAGCCAGAGAAGAUGCACCGGCACCGUCCUGCCCAGGGAUUGACGUUGUUAUUGCCGGCCGUUUUGUGGAUUUUCUGCCAUGCCAAUGGUGCACGAGGAGCUCUGCCAACAACCCAGAAGUGUGAUGAGGCUCUCGCCUCUUCUCUGCCCCACACAGCCUUCACCAGCUCGUCUGUCUUCUCCAAUGGGUACGCACCUGGAUAUGCCAAACUCAACAGGAGAGGAGGUGCUGGUGGGUGGUCACCUCUGGACAGUGACCAUUACCAGUGGCUCCAGGUGGACCUUGGUUCCAGGAAACAGGUGAGCGCCAUAGCAACGCAGGGUCGCUACAGCAGCUCCGAUUGGACGACGCAGUAUCGCCUCCUCUACAGCGACACAGGAAGGAACUGGAAACCAUAUCACCAAGAUGGCAACAUUUGGGCUUUCUCUGGGAACUCCAACUCGGAGAGCGCGGUUCGCCACGAGCUACAGCAGGGAAUUGUGGCUCGCUUCCUCAGGCUCAUCCCGCUAGACUGGAGCGAGGAGGGACGAAUUGGUCUGCGCAUAGAAGUCUACGGCUGCUCCUACUGGGCGGAUGUCAUCAACUUUGAUGGACAGGGAGUGAUCUCAUAUCGUUUUAAGGUGAAGAAGAUGAAGAUCAUUAAGGAUGUGAUCGCACUGAGGUUUAAGACAUCAGAAAGUGAGGGUGUGAUUCUCCAUGGGGAGGGCCAGCAGGGAGACUACAUCACCUUGGAGCUUCGCAGGGCCAAGCUGCUGCUGCAGAUAAACCUGGGCAGUAACCAGUAUGGUUCUAUCCUGGGUCACACUUCUGUGACCACCGGCAGCCUCUUGGAUGACAAUCACUGGCACUCAGUGGUGAUUGAACGCUACCGUCGCAAUGUCAACUUUACCUUGGACAGACAUACUCAGCACUUCAGGACGAAUGGAGAGUUUGACCACCUUGAUUUGGACUAUGAGUUGAGCUUUGGGGGGAUGCCAUACAGCGGGAAGCCGGUGGGAGGAGGAAGGAAAAACUUUAAAGGCUGCAUGGAGAGCAUCAACUACAAUGGAGACAACAUUACAGACCUGGCCCGCCGAAAGAAGCUGGACACCUCCAGUUUUCGUAACCUGUCGUUCUCCUGCGUGGAGACCCACACCUUCCCGGUCUUUUUUAACGCCACCAGCUUCCUGCAGCUGCCAGGCCGAGCCAAUCACAACAUGGUGUCUGUGGGCUUCCAGUUUCGUACCUGGAACCCCGACGGACUCCUCCUCUUCAGUAAUCUUGAUGACGGCACGCUGGAGAUCUCUCUGGAGGACGGCAAAAUUAUUGUUCACAUCAAUGUGACAAAGGAGGGCAAGAACUACCGGGUGGACUUAUCGUCAGGUUCGGGCCUCAAUGACGGCCAGUGGCACGCCAUACGUUUGGUCGCCAAGGAGAACUUUGCCAUGCUGACGAUAGACGGCGAGGAGGUGUCCGCCGUGCGCUCCACCUCACCUCUCACCAUCACCACAGGAGGGACCUAUCACCUGGGAGGGUAUUUUCUGCAGACGAUGUUUCCGCCUUCCCAGCGUUCGUUUCAGGGCUGCAUGCAAGCAAUCCUGGUGGACGACCAACCUGCUGAUCUGCAUGCAGUAGAGAAAGGCGUCGUGGGAGCUUUUGAGAAUGUCAGCCUGGACAUGUGUGCAAUUAUAGACAGGUGUAUGCCUAAUCACUGUGAACAUGGCGGUCGGUGUAAACAAACGUGGGACAGCUUCAGCUGUACCUGUGAUGGAACAGGAUACACUGGAGCCACCUGCCAUACUUCUAUCUAUGAGCCUUCAUGUGAGGCCUAUAAGCAUUUGGGCAGGUCCUCUGAUGCUUACUGGAUUGACCCCGAUGGCAGUGGACCCCUCGGCCCCUUCAAAGUCAACUGCAACAUGACAGAGGACAAAGUAUGGACGACAGUUAUGAACAACCUGCCACCCAAAACUAUUGUCACAGGCUCCAGCAGAGAGAGACGCACCGUCCUGCAGGUCAACUACAGUGCCUCUAUGGACCAGGUGACAGCCAUCACCACCAGUGCAGAAAACUGUGAGCAGAAAAUCGCCUACAGCUGUCGCAUGUCCAGACUGCUCAACACUCCAGAUGGGACCCCCUACACGUGGUGGGUAGGCCGAGGCAGCGAGAAGCACUUCUACUGGGGCGGCUCAGGACCUGGCAUCCAGAAAUGUGCUUGUGGUAUCGACAGGAACUGCACCGACCCCAAGUACGACUGCAACUGCGAUGCAGAUGCCAAACAAUGGAGAGAAGAUUCUGGUCUCUUGAUGUAUAAAGAACAUCUGCCAGUCAGCCAGGUUGCCGUGGGUGACACCAACAGACCGGGCUCCGAGGCCAAACUAACCGUUGGACCACUCCGUUGCCAAGGAGAUAAUAACUACUGGAACGCGGCAUCAUUCACCACCCCGUCAUCGUACCUGCACUUUGCCACUUUUCAGGGUGAGAUCAGCGCUGACAUCUCCUUCUAUUUCAAGACAAGUGCACCGUAUGGCGUCUUUCUGGAGAACUUGGGCAACACUGACUUCAUUCGCUUGGAGCUCAAAUCUCCUAAGGUGGUCUCCUUCUCCUUCGAUGUCGGAAACGGGCCCGUGGAGCUGACGGUGCAUUCGGCGACACCCCUCAACGACGACCAGUGGCAUCGCGUCAUGGCCGAGCGGAACGUCAAAGAGGCGGUGCUGCAGCUGGAUCAGACGUACCGGGCGUCCCAGCUGGCUCCUGCACAGGGACAUACACGACUAGAGCUGUUCAGUCAGCUCUACGUGGGUGCUGCAGGAGGUCAGAGGGGGUUCCUUGGCUGCAUCAGAGCUUUACGAAUGAAUGGAAUCACCCUCGAUUUGGAAGAAAGGGCCGGAGUCACGCCUGGGGUCAAGCCCGGUUGCCAAGGCCACUGCACAAGUUUUGGGAUGUACUGCCGGAACGGAGGAAAGUGUGUGGAGAGGUACAACGGCUACUUGUGUGACUGCACCGAAACUGCCUAUGAUGGCCCGUUUUGCACAAAAGAUGUCGGAGGUUUCUUCGAAGCGGGAACGCUGAUUAAGUACAACUUCCUGCCUGAAGCAGUUGCAGGAGCCAGUAAGGAUGCAAAGGUUGUGACGCACCAGCUGACACCACACGAAGUGAACCUAACAAAGGAGGAGGUGGCCUUCAGUUUUAGCACGUCCAACGCUCCGGCCAUUCUGAUGUACGUCAGCUCCAAGACGCAGGACUAUCUGGCUGUGGUGUUAAGAGAGAAUGGUACCCUGCAGGUGCGCUACAACCUGGGCGGUCUGAGGGAGCCAUUUGCUAUUGAUGUGGACCCACGCAACCUGGCCAAUGGACAGCCACACAGCAUUAACAUGUCCCGCCUCAACAGGAGCAUCACCAUCCAGUUGGAUCAUUACCCUCCAGUCAGCUACAACCUCCCAGAGGCCUCAGACACACAGUUCAACAUGGUCAAGACGCUGUUCUUGGGUAAAGUCUAUGAAACCGGACACAUAGACCCCGUCCUCAUCGAGCGCUACAACACCCCAGGUUUCAUCGGGUGUCUCUCGCGGGUUCAGUUCAACGGAGCCGCCCCCCUCAAGUCUGCACUGAGAGCAGUCACGCAAGCUCAGUCCACGCCGACAGCCGGUCAGCCAGACAAAAAGCCUGCAGCCGCCUCACCUGUGUCUUACCAGGGCAAGCUAGUAGAAUCCAACUGUGGGGCGUCACCACUCACCAUCCCACCAAUGUCUGCUGCAACGGACCCCUGGCGUCUGGACAACACAGAUGCAGAGUUCCCCUUCAAUGAGGAGAGAGUGAUUCCUGAUGGAGUCAACAGGGACUCGGCCAUCAUUGGAGGCAUCAUUGCGGUGGUGAUCUUCACCAUCUUAUGUACUCUGGUGUUCCUGAUCCGCUACAUGUUCCGUCACAAAGGCACCUACCACACCAACGAGGCCAAGGGCAGCGGGGAAUCCGCCGCGGAAUCGGCAGACACGGCCAUCAUCGGCACCGACAACCCGGAGACCAUCGACGAAUCAAAGAAGGAGUGGUUCAUCUAACGACCGGUGACGGAACUCUGGGGGAGGAAGCGAUUUGUUCGACCAUCAGUUGCCACAGAGAUGGAGAGGGUCUAAUUAAAUGACUAAUCACAGGAGAGACGGAGCAUCGGCUACUCUAAUGGGACAAUAAUCUCCGAGAGAAGGCGGGGAUGUGGGAAAGACGUGUACAGAAAUCUUUUUUGUUUGUUUGUUUUGGUUUUUUUAUAUAUAUAUAUAUACAGAGUAUUAGAAAAAGAAAGGGGACACUAAUUCUGCAGAGCACAGCUAUAAGAGACUGUACGUGUAUAUACUAACCGGCUUGUCCUUCUUUGUAUCGUGCUUGGGAGUUUUCAGGAGUCCUUUGAAUACUGUAUAUGACAAAUAAUUAUACUUACUGGGUCGUGUGAUAGCAAAGAUUUAUUGCCAGUCCCUGUUUCGUUUUGAUUUUAUAUUUUAACAAAAAUCUUAUAUCAAAAACGAUCAAAUCAACAUGCCAAACCCUUUCUUUGUUUUUCAAGCUGUGGAUGCACCAGUCUGUCAACACUCAUAUCCGUCAAAUGAGGUGCCACUUAUACUAUGGUAAUAUAGAGUUGAAUAUGGAUGCCAAAAGUCACUUUGUAAAUACAGUAUUUUGUGUUAGUUUCUCUUUUUCUCAAAAGAUUUAUGCCGAGUCCGGUACAUAAACACUAAUGAGAAGUUUCAUAUCUAUAUUACAAUGAUAUCAUUCGUCUGUUCAUUACAUUGUCUAUGUGUGAAAUGCAGAGUUUUAUGUUUAAAUCUUAUGACAUUCGAUUGUACGGGACAUUCCUUUCUGUGGAAGGGCAGAGAGGGGUUUCUCAGAGCAUGAUGGGAAAUCAUGACACUCCACGGUUGGUUCAGGUCAUCGCGGCAGCUUUCUUUGAAUUUGGAAUAGGAGAAACCAGUGAGCCUUUACUGAUUCAGACUUGAGCGGUCGGUUUGUUUCUUUGCCAAACACUUGAGUCUUACGUCAGAUUUUAGCGUUUAACGUCCAACUGAGUUCACGAGGUUUCUGCUCCGCAUAACUGUACAUCUCAGAUCGACGUUGAGCUGGUGGUUCGCAGCGCGUGCAUGCAUCUGUGCGUUUAUGUGUAGGUCAAAUAUUGGAUGAAACAAGUGCCAGAAGAGACGAGAUGAGGUGGAACAACUUGACUGAAACUUACUGAGUUUUACUGAUGCGCUCAACUCCAUGCGUAAAGCGGCCGAAGCAGCAUGAAACAGCAAAAACAAAUCAGUUAAUCUCGAGGUUAAGAUAAUUGGCUUGUUAAUCCGUUGUGCCUUCAAGGUGUUGAGCUGUUUCGCCUUGCCUCGCACUACUUAACACAAACAAAAACUUGACCGCUACUGCAUGAAAUGAUCUGAGUUUUCAGGUGUUUUUACGUUUCCCGGUUCGAAUGGUGCUGCGUUCAGUUACCCGCAAAUCUCAAUCGAAGCUUGAUUUUGAAUUCAGAACAUUUGGGUGGAAAAAAAAAACUUUCUCUCAAAUCGUAAAGAAGGCAGACUUGUGGCAGGAGCAGCUUUAUUGACGCACAGGAGAGCUGCCUGCUGUACAACACGCAAGGCGUUUACAUCUCCCCUCUGUGACGCACACACACACACAAACAUGCGUGUUCGAUAAAGCACGGGUCGAGGCUGUUUCGUUCAAUUCCACGCAAAGCAACACGCAAAGAAUGAGGAGGCAGCUGCUUUGUGAACUGAGCUUCACUCUACAGUGCCGCUGUUGACAUGCAUUCAAAAAAUGUGCAAGUUCUAGUUUCUAGCCAUGUUUUUUUGCUUUCCUGUCAGUUCUAUUUACCCACAUGUUUACCUUACAGUGACGUUUACAGAUUAGUCUGUUACCAGCUGCCAACUUUGUUAUUUUGUUGUGAAUUUGCUUUUUUUUAAAUGUAUAUCUGUGUGGUCACAUUGCUCCUGUGGCACUCUUCCAUGAAUGAUUUUGUAAAUCAUUGUCAUCAUCCUCAUCACCUCAUGGUUGAGUGUUAACUGUACAUCACUUUAUCAGACAUUAUGUUAGCUGGUGAGCUCAGCCUGCCUUCUACUGAGGCCUCAAAGAAGACUUUCUCUGUCCUCACAUCACAUCCUUUCAGGCAAAUAAGUGGCUCUACUUUCUUUUUUCUCUUUUUUUCUUUUAUUUUUUGUUAAUUUAACUCCUCAGACUAUACAUAAAAACACACCCUUGAUAUGUGGUUUGAACGUAACAAAGAUUAUAAUGGAUUAUCAGCACCGACAGACAAAACCAUUACCCAUAUGUUUUGCUUUCGGUUCUACUGAGUUCAAUAAAGAGUGUUUGAUCUUUAA
Molecule: messenger RNA, 6873 nt
Organism: Acanthochromis polyacanthus (spiny chromis)
Lineage: Eukaryota; Metazoa; Chordata; Actinopteri; Pomacentridae
Gene: cntnap2a
Product: contactin associated protein 2a
Exons: 26
Coding region: 556-4578 (1340 amino acids)
Source: RefSeq, a predicted model, not a curated record